GACUGGAGAUUGAGUGGUGAGGAGGCCGCGAGCGCUGGGAGGAUUGCUUACCUUCUGUUUUUCUUGAAGGUUACGUUUCCUGACAUUUUUCGGCGAAUCGUAUAACAGAACGACCCUCCCCCACCCCCCUACCCCUGAGAGAGCAUGGCACAGGAGACCAAUCAGACGCAAGUGCCAAUGCUUUGCACUAUGGGGUGCGGUUUCUAUGGAAAUCCCCGCACCAAUGGCAUGUGUUCCGUCUGCUACAAGGAGCACCUGCAGAGACAGCAGGGCGGCGGCCAUACCAGCCCCCCAGCCACCACAUCAGCCGGUACCCCUACAGAUGCUCCUGUAGCCGUGGAGACAACCUCUGACCCCACCACAGAGGAGCUCGUCCAGACAGAGGAGAACAAGUCUAGCUCCCCCAGUCCUGUUACCCAGCAGAUGACAGCCAUGAGCAUCUCCCAGGACACUGCGGCCAUGGACUCUGACCAUGCCGAGGCAGAGGAGGAGGAAGAGGCGGAGGAGGGGCCAUCCAAACCUUCAGGGGAGACGACUGUGGAAGCAACAGAGUCCACUUCUGAUGGAGACCAAACCCCUGACAAAGGCAAGAAGAAGAACCGCUGCUUCACCUGCCGAAAGAAAGUGGGCCUCACAGGCUUCGACUGUCGCUGCGGGAACGUCUUCUGCAGCAUCCAUCGCUACUCGGACAAACACGACUGCCCCUUCGACUACCGGGGGGCCGCCACCGCGCGCCUGCGGAAGGAAAACCCCAUAGUGGUGGCCGAGAAGAUCCAGAAAUUGUGAACCGAACUGCGAAUCCUGGGACAGGAACACCACACAGCGAGACUCUUCCCUCACCGCUGAGGGCUUUAUCAUGGAGGAAGUAGGGGGGUCACAUCCUCCCCGCCUAGCCCCUCUCCUCUCUCUCCUCAGCUGAGUGUGUGUGUGUGUGUGUGUGUGUGUGUAAAUGUGAGCGAGUGAGUGGUAAGUGUGGGAGCGCGUGUAAUUGAAUGAUAGUGUGUUGUGAAUGAGUGACUCCGUGAGUGAGUUAGUGCGUUAGCUUGAGGGGGAGGAGGAAUGGGCUCUGGGGGAUAUGUUAGUGUGCUUUGGGGAGUUGCCAUUGAAUUUGUUUUAUCCAUUUUAUAUGCUCUGUAUUUUGGAGGGGUGGGGUUAUUUGUAUCUGCCCCCCUGGGCAAUUGGUGAGGUUGGGGUAAGAGUUUAGGGGACGGGCGAGGGGGGGGAGGUUUAAAAGGGGAUCCUUCAUACAGAGACUUGUGGUGUUUUGGAUCAAGGGUUUGUGAUGCCCUUAAACAUUAGGUAUAUACUCCUGGACUAAUGGACACAGUGUUUCUCACAUGCAGUACUUUUGAGUUUCCCUCUUUGGGGAGGGUGGGAGGUGGGGGGGCGGGGGUCUGAUUUAUUUUCAAUGCUCUUUUCCCCUCUGACAUUUUUAUGGACAGACAACGUCAGAAAUGCAAGCAAAUUUCAAAUUCCCAGUCUGCAUAAAAUGUUUUUUUUUUUUCUUUCUUUGAUCUGUUUUAGCCCUCUAAUGUUGAAUGCAUGUGUAGUUAUUUGCUGAGGGGAGGUAAAAUUUGAGACAAGAGUGAUUGAGUACUGUGUGUUUGCCCUCUCCCCCUUUCUGCUCUGAGCGUAUGACACCAGAAGAUCUAUAUUAAUAUAUUGUAGUUAGCUUGGAUUGUGUGAUUGCAUUCUAUUUAUUUUAUUUUUAAUGAUCAUUUGGUUGGUUUGUAUCAGAGGACAGACUGCAUGUGUGAGCAGACCAAUAGAUAGCUCUCUUGACCUUCCAGUUAUGUUUUAAGCCUUUUAAUUAUAUAACCGAUUUUGGAAAAAACGCAAACAAGUAUGUGAUGGAGUAGAGCCCUGUUCAGUUGUGCAAGUAGGGAGAUGGGAUGCACAUUCUGCAGAUACUGACUUUAUUGUAUUGGAAUCCAAGCACAACUAAUCCAGAUACGAAUAUCAAUUACGCAGCACAAAUGCAACAGAAAUAAAGAUGCAAAAAACGUA
Messenger RNA from Megalops cyprinoides (Indo-Pacific tarpon), 2007 nucleotides. Its product is annotated as AN1-type zinc finger protein 5-like. Gene Ontology annotation, molecular function: DNA binding; zinc ion binding. Lineage: Eukaryota; Metazoa; Chordata; Actinopteri; Elopiformes; Megalopidae. The record is from RefSeq and is a predicted model, not a curated record. The transcript is spliced from 6 exons. The coding region runs from base 145 to 786 and encodes 213 amino acids.